Molecule: messenger RNA, 4322 nt
Organism: Syngnathus typhle (broad-nosed pipefish)
Lineage: Eukaryota; Metazoa; Chordata; Actinopteri; Syngnathiformes; Syngnathidae
Product: PHD finger protein 21A-like
Exons: 18
Coding region: 140-2548 (802 amino acids)
Biological process (GO): negative regulation of transcription by RNA polymerase II
Cellular component (GO): histone deacetylase complex
Molecular function (GO): chromatin binding
Source: RefSeq, a predicted model, not a curated record
AUGAUGUUGGAGGACUCAAUCGCAGUGGCGGAGCCAAGCCGGGGCGGCGCCCCGGUUAGGACUCCCUGCGCCCCGGUUGAAAAAAAAUCGAGCUUUUUCGAUUCUUCAUUUUCAUGCCGAUCAGCGAACGGCGUGGGUGAUGUUCGAUUUUUUUUUUUUCCUGUGGGCGCGAGCCCCUACUGGAAAAAUUCCUGGCUACGCCACUGCUCCAUCGGGCAGAGGGGCGGAGUCCAGUCCCACAGCCAGGUGCAGCACGUUCAUGCUUCAGUUGGAUGCUUUUCCCACCGGAGACGGCGUUCAGGCUGAUCCAUCAGCUGAAAGACUGACUGCGUCAAUGAUGGAAUUACAGACGUUGCAGGAGGCUUUGAAGGUGGAGAUCCAGAUCCAUCAGAAAUUGGUGGCCCAGAUGAAACAGGACCCUCAGAAUGCUGAUCUGAAGAAGCAACUUCACGAACUUCAGGCAAAGAUCACUGCUCUGAGUGAGAAGCAGAAAAAGGUGGUGGAGCAGUUGAGAAAAGAGCUACUGGUCAAGCAAGAACCAGAAGCCAAAGUGCAGCUGCAGGUCCACGCGCCUCCUGUAGGGGGCGAUGUCAAGCCCACCAACCUGGUGCAGACUCAGCAGAUAUCUGGAGGACUUCAGCAGACGCUGACGGUUACGCCGGUCCUCACGACCAAGACGCUACCUCUGGUGCUGAAAGCUGCGGGCACACCCUCUUUGCCCGGUUCCAUCCUGCCCCAACGCCCGGCCACCGUCACCAUGGUAACCACUGCCAUCUCCAAAGCCGACUCGCACAAUGCCCCCAUCAACCUGCAGGUGGCGGGGAAACUGAGCGCUCACAAUUUGGAGCCGGUGAGGCUGGUAUCCAAGAACGCCAUGCUGCAGGUCAGACCAAAGCCCGCCUUGCCCGGUAACGUCCCCAUCGCGCCCGCCCCUCCCCCGCCCAUGAUGGCGGCGCCCCAGCUGCUGCAAAGGCCCGUCAUGUUGGCCACCAAGCUGUCGCCUUCACUGUCGUCCGCCGCACCCAUUCACCAGCUGCGCAUCGUCAACGGACAGCCCUGCGUCAAGACGGGCUCCGCCCCUUUGACCGGCAUCGUUAUCGCCGCGCCCACCACGGCCGCCUGCCUGGCCAGCCCCGCCCGGGCGCCCGACCCUGCCUCCGUCCCCACUCAGCCGCCCCAGAUGGGUGGCGUGACCGUCGAACCCAAGACUGUUAAAGCGGGCGGUGCAGCCGAGCACAAGAUGACGGUCACGCUCCCCUCUUCGUCGACUCCGCCCUUGUCUCCGCCUCCCUGGCCCAAGAAGGAGGAGAGUCCGGAGAAACUGGCCUUCAUGGUGUCCUUGGGUCUGGUGACGCACGACCACCUGGAAGAGAUUCAGAGCAAAAGGCAGGAGAGGAAGAGGAGAACGACGGCCAACCCAGUCUACAGCGGCGCCGUGUUUGAGCCAGAGAGGAAAAAGAGCGCUGUGAGUUACCUGAACAGCCCUCUGCACCUGGGGACCCGGAAGAGAGGUCGCCCACCCAAAUACGGCGGCAUCCCGGAGCUGGGCUGUCUCACCCCGACCUCCCCCUCCAGCCCCGCCCGCCCCCUCCCCCUGCCCAGCCCCAGCUCUGGGGAUGGAGACAUCCAUGAGGACUUCUGCACUGUGUGCAGACGCAGUGGCCAGUUGCUCAUGUGCGACACGUGUUCUCGUGUCUAUCACCUGGACUGCCUGGAACCGCCCCUGAAAAGCAUUCCUAAAGGCAUGUGGAUCUGUCCCAAAUGCCAAGAUCAGAUCCUCAAGAAAGAAGAAGCCAUUCCCUGGCCCGGAACGUUGGCCAUCGUCCACUCCUACAUCGCCUACAAAGAAGCGAAAGAAGAAGAGAAGCAGAAGCUCAUCAAGUGGAGCGCAGAGCUGCGGCUGGAGCGUGAGCAGCUGGAACAACGAGUCAAGCAGCUCAGCAACUCCAUCACGAAGUGUAUGGAGACCAAGAAUGGCAUCCUAGCUCGCCAGAAGGAGAUGCAGCUGUCCCUGGACAAGGUCAAACAUCUGGUCCGCCUCAUCCAGGCCUUCAACUUCAACCAGGCGGCGUCCGACUCCAACGGCAGGGACGCCCGAGUCGAAGACGUCACGGCGGCGCCGCCCGAACCCGAGCCGGCCUCGCCUCAAGUCGAGCCGGCUGCAUCCGAGGCGGAGGCCGGCGACGCGGGUGAGAGCGAAGAAGCCGGAGAGCAGGGGCCGGAGAGGAGUGAGACCGCUGCCGCGGAUGCCGACCGUCAGGGUGGCCUCGCGCAGGCCCCGGAUGAUAGGGGAGGAGCUAAUUCAGAAAACAACGUCCGGGCGGAGGAUGAGACUGUUGCAUCGCCGCGGGUGGAAGAGGCGGCCUCCACGGAAGCGGCGCCGCCCGCCGCCAACGGUACGGCCGCGUUGACGCAUCUUUCCCCCGCCGACGACGCAGAGGACAAGACGGCCGGCGCCGGCCCCCAGGAAACGUGGGACAAACAGGACAUCAGCGACAGCAACGACAAAACCUCAGAACCCUCCCAGCAUUGUUUGCCAGCCGAGUGAGCGUCGCCUUCACCUGGAAUACGAUACAGAAAAAAAAAGUUGCCAAUGUGUGUAAAUGUCGUUUGUUUGCGUCGUAUUGUCAGCCUGUGUCGAUGGUAGAUAGCGGCUUGGUCGCGCGCGCUCGCGCCCACUUAGCCAUAGACGUUGUCACGAGAACGCUCGAAAGAAGACCGAGUCCAUCACACCAGAGUGUGCCUGUCCCGGCGGUUUGUGAGGGGGAUGGGGGUGGGGGGGGUGGGGUCGCAGAGAGGGUCCAAUAGCAGCCGGCAGACCCUCCGACCGACCCAUUGCCCUUCAAACAAGGAAAUGCAAGAGAACGGCCCACCUAACUCGCCCACGCAUUCACUUCUUUGUUUGAAGUGCCCCCCCCACCCCACCUGCUGUAGCCGCGCCCACAAAGGCAGGUGCAGAACAGGCGGAGCCAGAGCGGCAUUGUUGUUGUGAGUCGUCAUUGGUGUGUCCGUGUGAUGUGCUUUUGUUUUCUGAGGACAACGUGUUCACGUCUUCCUGGUGUUGGGAAUAAGUGCUUCGUGUUUUUUCCGCCCGCCGCCAUCUUCAACUGCCAAACGCAUCAAAUGCGCCGGGGGCGGAGCUAAAGCUUCCGCCUGACAGGCGACAAAAAAGAAAAAAAAAAAAGCACAACUUGGGUUCUUCUGGUUCUGUGAUGCCACCUGUCUCCUCCCACUUAGGAGGAAGCACAAGAAGAGCCCGCAGGGGGCGCCGCUUACUUUCCGCUCCGUCAUUCAUGGUGCCUCAUUUGUUGGCGUUUUCUUUUUCUUUUCUCUCGAGGUCACAACUCGUGUCAGCCAAUUUGCGUAUCUCAUGGUCACGACUCCGCCCCCCCCCCCCCAUAGGUACCUCGAGUGCCUUCAAUUUGUCUCGACUUGCACUGUGACGCGUGGACCCACCCCCUUCACCUCAUUGGCCGCUCAGUGUUCUACUGCCUUAAAUGUUUUUUUUUUGUUUUUUUUAACCUGAUCAACCGCUCAUUGAGGGGUCAAAGGUUGCCAAGUCUGCCAGGUUGUCAUGAUGACCAAGCCCAGGCGGUGAUGCACUUUUUCACUUGAGCAGUAUUAUAAGAAAAUAUGUGACCCCCUUCCUCUCCUGUCAAAGCAUGCCUUCUUAUGCAAUUUUUUUAGGAAGAAAGUUCAUGAUGCAUUCCUGUUUGUUCAUUCAUUUUGCAUAUGGAUUUUUGUGUUUUUGGAAUGGGCGGAGCUGUCAUUUGAGUGGGUGGAGCACAAAAAAAGGGUCCAUUCAUCCAAAGAACACAGAUGGCACGUGGCUCAUGUUCAUAGAAUUGCGCCGUUGCCCCAAGUCAAAGAGUCUGUUUGCCAGCGUCCAGUCAUGACCGUGGCCUUCGAGUGUUGCCCUCACAUGACCCCGUGACCCUGUGAUUCCCACACCUGACUUUUUUUUUUUCUUUUUUUUUUUUUUUAUAUCUUCCAUAUGCUCAGAAGCAUUGUAGCGCUCUGAAUAAAGAACAAGUGUACAUUGGGAAUCUUUGUAUAAUUGUUUGUAUUUUUUCAUAAUUUUGGAAAUGAAUGUGUUUAUUUUUUUGGACUUGUUCCACACGUGUCUUCUGUUGGCCAUGUCGGUGGGAUUCUUACCUCUGUAUUGAGCCUCCUCUUCUUGUGAUGAUGAUUUUAAUGAUGAUGAUGCAGUGUUUCACUAAAUACUGUUGCUAGGUUACAUGAUGGCAUCAGCCACCACUAGGAGCAUUUGAUCAAUUUCUAUUUAUUUAUUUUAUCAGUUUGCUAAUAAAUCCUCAAAACCA